Silurus meridionalis is the source of this 1563-nucleotide messenger RNA. It is a transcript of the gene cetn2, whose product is annotated as centrin, EF-hand protein, 2. Bases 195 to 713 code for a protein of 172 amino acids. NCBI's taxonomy places the organism in Eukaryota, Metazoa, Chordata, Actinopteri, Siluriformes, Siluridae. The transcript has 6 exons. Gene Ontology annotation, molecular function: calcium ion binding. The record is from RefSeq and is a predicted model, not a curated record. Gene Ontology annotation, cellular component: centriole; centrosome. Gene Ontology annotation, biological process: centriole replication; mitotic cell cycle; nucleotide-excision repair.
AACGAGCUGCACCAUUUUAGUGCCCGCCCCCGGGUUUGGAGUUGGAUUUGUAGAAUAUGAUAGGAGGGGAAAAAAACAGUGAAACAAUAAUAUAAGCGGAUCAGUGAGGAUAUUAUACACCACAUGCUGACACUGUAAAGGCAGAAAGACCCCACUACUGAUUGUUGUGUUGCUUCACUUUCACUGCGGACGUAAUGGCCACCGGCGCCAAAAGGCCAUCACUUGGAGCUGUGGCUACUCGUAAGAAAGCCAGUCCUAAACCUGAACUGACAGAAGAAAUAAGGCAGGAGAUCCGAGAAGCUUUUGAGCUGUUCGACACAGACGGCGCAGGCUAUAUCGAGGUGAAGGAGCUCAAGGUUGCUAUGAGGGCGCUCGGGUUUGAACCCAAAAAAGAGGAGAUCAAGAAAAUGAUUGUAGAUGUAGAUAAGGAUGGAACUGGCAAGAUCUCAUUUGAUCACUUCCUGGCAGUCAUGAGCCAAAAGAUGGCUGAAAAGGACUCCAAAGAAGAAAUCCUCAAGGCCUUUCGACUGUUUGACGAUGAUGAAACCGGUAAGAUAUCGUUCCGCAACUUAAAGCGAGUUGCCAAAGAGCUCGGUGAGAACCUUACAGACGAGGAGCUUCAGGAGAUGAUUGAAGAAGCAGACCGAGAUGGCGACGGGGAAGUGAGCCAGCAGGAGUUUCUUCGUAUCAUGAAAAAAACAUGUUUGUACUGAAUAAGCGGUAAAACGUCAGCCCACACCAUAGAGCAGUAAAAUAUUCUCAUAAAAAAAUCGAGCACAUCGUUUGCAAAGCAUUAAAAUGCACAGUUCCAUACAAAGAUGAUCAAUAGUGAUAAAUGAAAAAUAUAUAAUAAAAAAAAAAUAUCGACAAUGGUUAUGUGAAUAUCUUACCACUACAAGGCAUAUGGGACCAGUCCAGGACUUCUAGGUGUUACUGCAGAGUGUUGUCUAUUACAGCCCCACAAACAAAAUAUUGAAUAAUUUAAAAAAUGUAAGGAAAACCAUACAGCUUUAUUUAAUGUGUCAAAAUUGGAUUUAACUUGAAAAAUUGUACAAAUAUUUCCACGUUUGAUUCCUGAACAAUGUUGACGUCUGCAGUACGUACAUUUGGUCCUUAGCACCAACCCAGUCCAAGGGUUUUUAUUCUCUUGAUUAUUUAGCCCGAGUGUGCUGAUUACUUCUCCCAAGGUCAGUCUUUUGGGAUGUGCUGUUCUGUACAAUGUGUGCUGAUCUUACUGUGUGUUUUAAUACUGAAACGUGAAAUCGUUACCUCCUUGUUCCACAGUCACAGUACAAUGACGUUAUGACUGUAUUUUACAUGUUUCUUCUUUAUUCCUUCUAUUAUUGACUGCUGUUUGGUGUUUUGUACAAAUCACUAGAAAUGUUUAACGCAUUAAAUAUACUAAGCUGUGCUUCUUGAUUAUCUCGUGUUCCAGCAGAAAAACUACGCAUAGCGAACUAUUUUUAUUUGAGCAUGAAACAAGGAUCAGUUAUUCUUUCGUAUCUAAAAACAAGCUUGUCUUGUAUGCAGAAGCAAAUAAAAAUUAUUUAUAUAUAUGUACUA